UCCUGGGUCUCGUCUCGAGCCAGCUGCAGCCAUGGUGAGCUACUGCCCCAUCUGCGGGAAACCCGUCUACUUCGGUGAGAAAAAGAGGUCGCUAGGCCGGGAUUAUCACCCCCUGUGUCUGAAGUGCGACAAGUGUAAACGGCAGCUAACGGCUGGCCAACAUGCAGAGCAUGAUGAAAAGCCCUACUGCACGAACUGCUACUUGAGAGAUUUUGGGCCUAGAGGUACCAGAGCACUUGUGCCUCGUAACUGUAGCACUGCUACCUCCUAAGAGCACCCUCAACUCCAGCCAUGUUCCCAGCUGCAGCUGCCAUGUUUAUAUCUGCUAGAUCUCCGACUCCAACUGCUAGAGCUCCAUCUCCAUCUAGUAGUUCUCCAACUCCACUUGGUAGAUCUCCAUCUCCAACCGUUACGUUCCCAUCCUCAUCUGCUGCCUCUUCAACUCUUAGUGAUCAGUCUCCACCUGCACGAUAUCCAUCUCCCUUGGCUACACCUACAACGGUCUCCAUCUCCAACUGCUGGAUCUGCUUCAUCUGCUAGAGCUCCAUCUCCAACUGUUAGAUCUGUAUCUGCAACUGCUAGACCUAGAGCGGAGCUCCAUUUCCAACUAGUUUGAUCUCAGUCCACAUCUGCUAGACCUCAAACUGCUCGAUCGGCAACAACCGGAUCUCGAUCUCCUGUUGUUAGGUCCCCUAGAUCUGCUCGAGCUCCAUGUCCAAUGACUUCACCUACUUCAAAUGUUAGAGCUUUGACCGAUAGAUCCUCAUUGCCAGCUCUUAUCCUCAAUCCUAUCUCUACUGGCUAGCGCUCCAUCUCCAAAUUUUACAAUUCCAGUGACAACUGAAAAAAAUCUAAUCUAAAUUAACGAUUAGAUUUCCAUGUCCGACCAACAAACCCACAUCUACCAGACCUACCUCUCGAACACCGCCAACUCCUGGAUCGCCGAACGAAUCUUCUAGACCUACAUCUUUUCCUUCAACAUACCCAGAGCUCUAUCUGCUACAGCUUCAAUUCCACUGGAUCCACAAGUUCUGCACCUACAGAUCUCCAUCUUCAACCACUAGCUCUACGUUUUCUUCUCUCUCUGUCGUUCUUCUUUGCCCCGCUUCCUCGGAACACCAACUCUGGUAGAAAGAAAGUGGGGCCCAUGAUGAACACCAGGCAACCAGCCUCCUUCUACCCCAAAACCCUUGACUCAUUCGUCCUCCAACCCCCACCCCAAAACAUCAUUUUGUAAACUCUCGCUCCUGCAAUGUUGGACGGUGUUCAAAUGCGGUCACGAGAGAAUACAUGCAACAUUAAACAAAACCGCUUUAAGAGCGUCCGUGCAGCAAAUCCACUUUUUUGGCUCCAGAAGUUCAGUCAGAUGGUUUUAGUUUGGCCCACGGAACCUCAGCGCACAAUUCGUUAAUCGAUUAUUUCAAAACACACUGUGACCUUUCUCUGUGUGUGUGUGUGUGUGUGUGUGUGUGUGUUUGUUUGUGUGGUUUUAUUUUGUUUUUCCAUUAUUAAACAUAAUUAUUUCUAAAAGUGAGUGACUUCACGUGUGAUCUAGAGCGUGAUAUUUUUAAGGGAAACGGUCCGAUGUCAUUUACCCAAUAAUUGACUAACAUGCUAAGAAAGUCGUCUAUAUCCAGCUAGCAAGGCUAAUCAUGAGCUAGCGCUUAAGCUAAUGCUUUAUUAUUAUUUUAUGCUCAUUCUUAAUUCACAGCUACACCUCCUAUGGGUGUUCUACCCUGCUAUAAUGCUGGCUUGCAUAAUGAAUUGGUCUGUUUACUAACAUGCUAGUUUAUCGCUUAGCCAGUUUACCCUCAUGCUAGUUUGUGAGUUAAAAUUAUUAUUAUUAUUAUUAUUAUUAUUACUAUUAUAUAACUAGUACCCGUGUUCUCUGGGAAUACGUUUAUUAUUCGGGUUAUUUCAACGUUCAUCCGUUGGUCAUUUAUUUACACGCUAGCUAGCGUUGUGAUAAAUGCUAGCAUAUUUCUAAAUCUGAAACCGUCGGUAGAAUUUAAUUAGGAAUAAACCACUUCCAUCAUUCGUUUUUUUGGGGUUUUUUUUUUUAUCCGUUUACAGUUACUCUCGAUGUCGCGGAAGGUCCGAUCAAAAUGCGAACUCGACGUGAAUUGGUUUAACUUUAAAACGCGGCGCGAUGUGGAGUUGUACAGUAGAUUAGCUUGUUAACUCGUUCGCUGCUCGUGCCGCUUCAUACAACAGUAUGAAUACGUGAUAAGGAGCCCCGACAGUCGUAAUAUAAUCAUUUCUAUCAGCGAGUGAAUUAGUACACAAUCUGAUAUUUGAUCUCGCAAGAUGGAUCGCCCCGGGAUUUAACGUUAAACAUAUUCUGCGGGUUAAUUUGAUGGGUUUAGCCACAAAGCAAAUGUUGAUAGAUACAGUUAACGAGGUCGUGGUGUAAUAAAAAAGGUACUCUAUAUUCAUAUACACGCACAGAUGUCAAAUAGAAUUUGGCAGUCUGGAGCUCACAACCUCUUACACACUCGUCAGCUGUAGAGGGAAAGUGUGUGUGAGAGAGAGAGAGAGAGAGAAAAUGAGAGCGAGGGAGGGCGAGAGAGAGAGAGUGCUUUGGCAGGAGGGAAUCUUCACAGUGCCAAUCUGGUCUGCUGGAAUGUGUGUGUGUGUGUGUGUGUGUCUUUUCAUGUGAGCUGGCAGCUUAACACUAGCUCUGGCACAUCUCCUGCUGGAGACUUGCUGCUGGUCUCACACACACACACACACACACACACACACACACACACACACACACACACUAGAACAGAAGAGCAUGCCUAUGUUCUUUGAGUAUUUCUGGGCUGUGUAGAUGUGCAUGGUAAAACACACACACACACACACACACACACACACACACACACACACACACACACCCCUUAUUCCAAAGUCAACCUUGCACUGACUUUUAUUCAAGCAUGUAGGGAUUAUUUCAGCGAAGCCUUCGUGCAGUGUGUGUGUGUGUGUGUGUGUGUAUAGGGUUCCCCACCGCAGUGCGUCUCACCCACCCCCACCUUGACAGGUCACAUGGUGUGUGCGUGUGUGAUGCCAGCUGUCUCAUUUGCAUACGCUUUUAACUGCACUACAGAUCUCUCAUUACAGAGAGAGAGAGAGAGCGAGAGAGAGAGAUGGUAGAGAGACGGUAUGGAUGCGUCAGUCACUGAGCAAAAGGCUAAUUUGGCAUCCAAAGAUAAGUAGCUGGCUCACACACACACACACAGAAUAUUAUCUGUUACAGUGAUUUCUAAAAAUAAAUACAGUUGUUUGGAUGAAUAGGAAACAUCUCAGUGUCUAGUAGCAGUAAUAAAAAUAAUAAUAAUAGUAAUAAUAAGCUUUAUUUGUAUAUGUUAUAGAUCUGACAUCUCUUUUGCUGGAGUGAGAGUGUGUGUGUGCAUGUGAGAGAGAGAGAUUUUGACCUCUUAGGUGUCAGACUUGUGCCAUGUGACAUACGCAUAUAUACAUACAUUUGUAUUUCAAUCAGCAUAAGGACACCUUAUUAAUGCAAAUGAACACUUUAAAUAUGCAGCGUAUGCAGAGGCGCCCGGGUCAUAAUCGCGUUUCACACACUCCCGAAUGCAGCAUAUUUCUGAUUCUUACACAAUUCUG
Messenger RNA from Ictalurus furcatus (blue catfish), 3609 nucleotides. RefSeq lists its product as uncharacterized. The transcript is spliced from 4 exons. Lineage: Eukaryota; Metazoa; Chordata; Actinopteri; Siluriformes; Ictaluridae. The record is from RefSeq and is a predicted model, not a curated record. Bases 32 to 271 code for a protein of 79 amino acids. Gene Ontology annotation, biological process: intrinsic apoptotic signaling pathway in response to DNA damage; regulation of gene expression. Gene Ontology annotation, molecular function: zinc ion binding.